AUGACUCAGACAAGCCCUACGGACAAGACCCAAGGGGUCAUAGAUGUUGAAGCAUUGAAGAAAGAAAUUCGUGAGCAAAUUUUAUCCGAACUGAAGGAACAAAAACAAGAACAAAAGCCAGAGAGACCAAAGAGAAAACUUAGUGAAAAACAACUUGCUGCAUUAGCUGCUGGAAGACAAAAGAAC
Molecule: messenger RNA, 186 nt
Organism: Trichomonas vaginalis G3
Lineage: Eukaryota; Parabasalia; Trichomonadida; Trichomonadidae
Exons: 1
Source: RefSeq, a predicted model, not a curated record